Epinephelus lanceolatus (giant grouper) is the source of this 6938-nucleotide messenger RNA. RefSeq names its product argonaute RISC component 4 (gene ago4). The record is from RefSeq and is a predicted model, not a curated record. NCBI's taxonomy places the organism in Eukaryota, Metazoa, Chordata, Actinopteri, Perciformes, Serranidae. Gene Ontology annotation, molecular function: RNA binding; protein binding.
CCAGCAGCAGCGGCGGUAGCUCAGGUCAGUUAGUUCAGUCAGCAGUCAUCCGCGCAUCUAUCUAUAUUCCCUUUUCUUAAAUUAGCCACUUUAAGCUUCGCGAUACCGCCCCCAAUUUCAGCGUCGGUACGGAGCCGCCAGGCCGGGACAGAGACGGAGAGAGAGGCCUCGGCCAUGGAAGCGCUCGGACCCGGCCCGCCCGCCCCUCCCUCUCUGUUUCAGCCUCCGCGGCGUCCCGGCCUCGGCACGGUGGGGAAACCCAUCCGGCUCCUGGCUAACCACUUCCAGGUGCAGAUUCCCAAGAUUGAUGUCUAUCACUAUGAUAUCGACAUCAAGCCUGAGAAACGGCCUCGGAGGGUCAACAGGGAAGUGGUUGACACCAUGGUGCGGCACUUCAAGAUGCAAAUCUUUGGAGACCGACAGCCUGGCUACGACGGGAAGAGGAACAUGUACACAGCACAUCCACUGCCAAUUGGGAGAGACAGGGUGGAUCUGGAGGUGACCCUGCCGGGCGAGGGGAAAGAUCAGACGUUCAAGGUGUCUUUGCAGUGGGUGUCCGUGGUCAGUCUUCAGAUGCUGCUGGAAGCCCUGUCAGGUCACCUUAAUGAGGUUCCCGAAGAUUCGGUUCAGGCUUUGGAUGUCAUCACACGGCAUCUGCCCUCCAUGAGGUAUACUCCUGUGGGGCGUUCGUUUUUCUCCCCUCCAGAGGGCUAUUAUCAUCCUCUAGGUGGAGGCAGGGAGGUAUGGUUUGGGUUCCAUCAGUCUGUUCGUCCUGCAAUGUGGAACAUGAUGCUCAACAUCGAUGUGUCAGCCACAGCUUUCUACCGUGCUCAGCCUGUGAUCGAGUUCAUGUGUGAGGUGCUCGAUAUUCAGAACAUCAACGAACAGACCAAACCACUGACGGACUCACAGCGAGUCAAAUUCACCAAGGAAAUAAGAGGUAUGAAAGUUGAGGUCACCCACUGUGGUCAAAUGAAGAGGAAGUACCGUGUGUGCAAUGUGACACGCCGACCUGCCAGCCACCAAACGUUCCCCUUACAACUCGAGAACGGCCAAGCCAUGGAGUGCACAGUAGCUCAGUAUUUCAAGCAGAAGUACAAUCUGCAGCUCAAAUAUCCACAUUUACCCUGCCUGCAAGUAGGACAGGAACAGAAGCACACCUACCUUCCCCUGGAGGUCUGUAACAUCGUAGCAGGCCAGCGCUGUAUCAAGAAACUGACUGACAACCAGACAUCCACCAUGAUCAAAGCUACAGCUCGCUCAGCCCCUGACAGACAGGAAGAGAUCAGCAGACUGGUCAAAAGUAACAGCAUGGUCGGGGGUCCGGACCCUUACCUGAAGGAAUUUGGCAUUGUUGUGCACAAUGACAUGACAGAAGUGACGGGGCGUGUCCUCCCAGCGCCCAUGCUGCAGUAUGGGGGCCGGGUGAGUACAGACACAGGGCGGGACUGUGGCAGGGGACUCUCUCCGCAGAACAAAACUGUGGCCACGCCCAACCAGGGCGUGUGGGACAUGCGAGGGAAGCAGUUCUACGCAGGCAUCGAGAUCAAGGUCUGGGCUGUGGCCUGCUUCGCCCCACAGAAACAGUGUCGAGAGGACCUGCUGAAGAGCUUCACUGACCAGCUGCGAAAGAUCUCAAAGGAUGCUGGGAUGCCCAUUCAAGGCCAGCCAUGUUUCUGUAAAUACGCCCAAGGAGCUGACAGUGUGGAGCCCAUGUUCAAACACCUCAAGAUGUCUUAUGUAGGUCUGCAGCUGAUCGUGGUUAUCCUGCCUGGCAAAACACCAGUCUAUGCUGAAGUAAAGCGGGUGGGCGACACCCUCCUGGGCAUGGCAACCCAGUGUGUGCAAGUGAAGAACGUAGUGAAGACGUCCCCUCAGACCCUCUCCAACCUGUGCCUCAAGAUCAACGCCAAGCUGGGAGGAAUCAACAACGUCCUGGUGCCUCAUCAGAGGCCCUCUGUGUUCCAGCAGCCUGUCAUCUUCCUGGGUGCGGAUGUCACACAUCCUCCAGCAGGUGAUGGGAAAAAGCCGUCCAUUGCGGCGGUGGUGGGCAGCAUGGAUGGCCACCCCAGCCGAUACUGCGCCACAGUGCGAGUCCAGACGUCUAGACAAGACAUGUCCCAGUGCCCCUCCCCUCCGCCUGUCCAGGAGCAGCUCUUCAGUCAGGAGGUAAUCCAAGACUUAACCAAUAUGGUGCGCGAACUGCUCAUCCAGUUCUACAAGUCCACGCGCUUCAAGCCCACGCGAAUCAUUUAUUAUCGUGGUGGUGUGUCUGAGGGACAAAUGAAACAGGUGGCGUGGCCGGAGCUGAUAGCAAUCAGGAAGGCCUGUAUCAGUCUGGAGGAGGAUUACAGGCCGGGCAUUACUUAUAUUGUGGUUCAGAAACGUCACCACACUCGUUUGUUCUGCUCCGACAAAGCUGAGAGGGUUGGGAAGAGCGGUAAUGUCCCAGCAGGCACCACGGUGGACAGCACCAUCACACACCCGUCCGAGUUCGACUUCUACUUGUGCAGCCAUGCUGGGAUUCAGGGAACCAGUCGUCCCUCCCACUACCACGUCCUGUGGGAUGACAACUGUUUCACUGCUGACGAACUGCAGCUCCUCACCUACCAGCUGUGCCACACCUACGUCCGCUGCACGCGCUCCGUCUCCAUCCCAGCACCAGCCUACUACGCCAGGCUAGUGGCUUUCCGAGCCCGCUACCACCUGGUGGACAAAGACCAUGACAGUGCUGAAGGAAGCCACGUGUCGGGCCAGAGUAACGGCCGGGACCCCCAGGCAUUGGCCAAGGCAGUUCAGAUCCACUAUGAUACCCAGCACACCAUGUACUUCGCCUGAGCUAGCGAGCACGUCAGCCAGUCCACCCGCGGAUUCCCUUUCUUUCUGUCUUUUUAUCUCUUAUUUGCCAGUCUCUCUCUCUCUCUUCUUCUCCUUCUCCCACAUCUCUCUCUCUUUGUAGUCUGUCUCUUCCUCUUCACACUCACUCUACAUUUUCUGAAUCUGCACCAAAGCGGCUCUCGGACAGGGGGAAUCUGCUGUGUCUCGAUGUCCAGCAGGUUUUUAUUUCAAGGAACAAUCUCCAACCAGCGUUCCCAAUCGAGCCGCCUCUCAAACCAGCAAUCCAGCACUGCGAACCCUGAGGGUUUCCAAUGCACAAAAGGAAAAGAAAAAAAAAAAAAACACGAAAAAACAAAAACAAACCAUACACACACAUUCUACAAGUUGAGCCAUUAUUUUGCGUUUGUUUUUGUUUUUUCUAUUUGAAUGUCUGCACUCUUGUGUUUGUAAGAUACACUGAGCAAGGGAGUGGACUGGCACUAUCUGUGUCAGCGCAGCUCUUUAGCUCUCCCAGCUAAGCAGGACUCUUAUCUACUUUUACCUCAAAGCCCCUUUGGGCAAAAUCUGUCACAAGGUCUUGGGUUUAUUGGGUGGUUGGGAGGGAACUCUACAUGAAAAGAGAUGGAGGGGGAGUCGACCUUUUGAGAAUGAUAUAUAUAUAUAUUUUUUUCCUUUUUAUGAGCGUGUGUUUUAACUUUUUCUCCUUUACGGUCUUUAACAAGCGAGGUGACCUGGGUGUCCAUGCCCAUUACUAUUUUCCUCCCAUCUUAGCGACGAAUACGCAAGUCUGUCUGUGUGCGAGUGUGUCUGUGUGUGCAUCUCUGUAUAUACAUGUACUGCUGUAUGAGAGUGUGUUUGUGUGUGAAUGUGUGUAUCAUGGCAGGCCACUGAAUUGUAAAGGGAAAUCAUGGAGAUAACUGCUGUAAAUGACUCAGAUUUGUUGUUUUUAUAUUCACACAUACAGUACAUAUAAGCAUAUAUUUACAUCUAUAGAGCAACUUUGAGACAUAUGACUUAAACAAGCCUCAUUGAGGCUGGUGUGGGUAUUUGUAGCAGCCCUGGGUCACUUGUUAGUUGAAGUGCUUUGAGUUGCAUUUUGACCACGCGUGUUAGCGUUCUGCUAGUGCAUGAUGGGUGGGAUUUGCACCUUGUGGAGCCAGCUGCUCCUUUUGUGCUGCUAAACAUCACUGAAUCCCAAGAAAGGUAACUUAUUCCAUUUCAAGUAGCAAGUGAAGUCAGGUCUGACUGUGUAGCAGUGGUAACCGUGGUCUGGCCUGUGACUGGCUCAGCAUUGGGACCUGUUGAAUGGCUGAAGGCAUUAAACGCAGAGUAUGGUCUUUAUCAGCCUUGCUGUCUGUGUGAAGAGCAGGAUCUUAUUUUUCUUUGGACCUGAUUAUCUGAAAGAUUAUAUGAUGACACUGCUGGACGUUGCUUUUUUUUUUUUUUUUGUAGAAUUAGUAUCAAGGGCCGGAAACCAACAUAGUUUUUGAGGUCUCCUUUGCUAAUAUUGGCCAAUUCAUUGCACUGACCCGGGACGCUAGGCAAGCAACAGAGGGCACUCUCAAUCUCUCUUUACCUUUAUGCAUUUAUACAUACGAAUCAACAAAGCAGAUUUGUAAAAGUUUAAUAUAAGAUGUUUUGUGGUUAUCUUAAAAAAACAACUCUUGUUUAGAAUUAGUAGUUUACCAUUGAUGUUGUUGUUGUUGUUAUCGUUGUUGUCAAUGUUGUUACUAUUGUGAUGAAAUUUUAUGGUCGGCAGCAAAGCCAGUUAUAUAGUUACUAGUGCAACUUCAGGAAUAGACUUCAGUUGUUGAGCUGCAGGUUAGAGGAUAGAGCUUUGGGUUGGAAAAUUCUUUUGUAGCAUUCUGGCUAACGGUGAGAAGAAGUAGGCCCCAGGAUGGAUGAAUUCAUGCUUCCUCUGUAGGUUCUGAUGUGAGUAAAAGUUAGCGGCAGAUUUGAGGUAUUGUGUAGCACUCCGACUGGUUAAAAACAGAUCUGCCGCUGCAAACAUCGCUCAGCUGGUGUUGGUUGGUUUUGAUGGGACAGAUGGAGACAAUCAGGGAAUGUAAUCAGAAUGAACAUAGGCUGAGGGAUUUGUUUAAAAACCGGUUUGCGAUAGGCAAUGAGUUGAAUUUUUAGACUUUUUAAAAAUGGUUUCUAUUACUCUGUGUGUAUUUGAAGUAUACCCAAUUUAAAGUAUCUGCUAUUUGACGGUGUUUGUUUCAUAUUUUUAUGCAUUUUUAACACUGGAUUAAAUGAAUUGACAAUAAGCAUAAGCACUGCCCUUGGACCCCCCGUACAAACACUUGGCAGACUGGUACCAUGGGAACUGUAAUGACAUCAGUGGUGUGCCCGUGGUGACAGUUUCUCAUGUGGUCCCCCCCCGGUGUUGCGGUUGGAUUAAGAUGUAGGACAGGAGAGUUUGAAGAAACAGUCGACGUGCACGCCUCAUCAGGAGGGGACCGCUCAGCGAAAACUCUUUUGUAAUAAACCACCCUUAAAGCAGCAGGUUUACUAUGAAUGAGUUUGAGCACCUGCCUGUUGAAGGCGUGGGCGUUGGCGUCAGCCAGGAGCAGAGAAGCAGGAAAUGAGGAGGGCUGGUCGUGGGGGAGGGGUUGGGAGGGUGUCGUCCAGGCAUUGCAUGCAAUAAGUUUUACUAUUUGUUUGAACGGGGCAGAACGGUUUUAAAAACGUGCACUAGUUUUACCAAGCCAAGUGGGCUGUGAUUGAAUAUUCAACUGGCAUCUGUAACGGGGAAUGAUUUGACGCUUUAAAUCCUUGACUAUAUUUGAUCAAUAACCUCCAGUCAGACAAGUGAUCACUCCCUGUUUGUAACAUGACAUUGCAAAGCAAUAUUAACCCAGUUCUAGUUUUCAAAUGUGGAAAAACAAAGCUAUAAUUCUACUCAUUGUGGUUGUUGGUCUCUCGCUAUUGUGUAUCUGUACUUUUAUUUUUUUAUUUUUUUGUUUAUUUUAUUUGCUUGUAUCAAUCAGUGGGAAUGUGCAUUUGGUGGAAUAGUUAUGUAGGCUUUAGACAAUUUUCUUUAAAGUAACAAAAUAUAGACUUUGCUCGCCUGCAUGCCAGAGUAUUGUCCUUUAAAAAAAAAAAAAAAGAAAAAACUUUUUUGGAAUCAUAUUUAUUAUGAGAAAGAAAAAAUAUAAACACUUUUUUGGGGGUAAAUGUUUAUUGAUUUAGUGGGACUGUUUUAGGCUAGCAAUAUUUGUCCAGUCUCUCUAAGAUGCAUUUUAAAGAUUCCUACACAAACGUCAGUAAUUCGGGAGGUACAAGCUGUUUUCAGAGGCGAGGGGGCCCUGCUCUUUGCGUCGUGUUCAAAUUCAAACGAGGUACUUUCUUCAAACGUGGACCCGUUAAAGACCGAACCCCUCUCCUCUUUGCUAGGUUACUUCAGCGAGCAUCCGUUUUGUCUCCUCGUUCCUGGUUUGUACCUGUGGCCACACCUCUUGGCGGGGGCUCUCCUGUCUCCAUGGCAACUCUGCUGACCCCUCACAAAUGCACUUCCUCUUUGUGAAGGGGUCCCCAUGGCAUCAAGGGAGCAGGAUUACCUCUUUUUAACCUUUUUAAAAAAAAAAAAAAAAAAACGAUCCAUAACUCUGUCCGUGCCCCGAUAGAGAGCAUGAAUUAUUUUUAAAUUCCUCUCACUUUGAUAUAUUGUUAUAUCUUAACGGAUUUGUAAUUUGACAUUGUGUAUUGCGUAUUUUAAUUUUAUUUUUUUGUUUUUUCCUUUUUUUUUUGGUUCCUUUUUUUCAGGGUUUGUUAUAGCUCUGCUCUGUUUCUCUUUUUUCUGCUAGUGGUCUCUGAAGCUGUGUGUGAUUGUCUCAUAGCAAUAGAAUCAUAGAAUUGGAACAUUCCAAUUCCGUGAAUGGAACGCUCCGAUUCUGUGAAUGAACGGAACCCUUUCUGACCAGAUGUGAGAGGGCGGGGCAUGUUCUGGCUCCGCCCCUAUAGCAGAGGGCCAUUCACUCGCUGUUAUUGCUAUUUUGUGACAUGUUCAAAUACAUUUUUUUUUUUUUUUUUAGCCUGCAGGGAAUUCUUGUGUUAAUGUGCAAAGUAAUAAAUUGGUAUUUUAUGCCUAUAAUGUA